Molecule: messenger RNA, 553 nt
Organism: Schistocerca nitens (vagrant locust)
Lineage: Eukaryota; Metazoa; Arthropoda; Insecta; Orthoptera; Acrididae
Product: cuticle protein 7-like
Exons: 4
Coding region: 29-451 (140 amino acids)
Cellular component (GO): extracellular matrix
Source: RefSeq, a predicted model, not a curated record
CACCACAACGAUUCAUACCACUACAGCAAUGUCUCGUGCUCAGGUGUCCGUGGCCCUGAUGCUUGCGAUGGCCGCCGUCAGCUGCCAGCAGGCGCUGUGCUGGCGCGGCCGCUCCUACGCCCACCAGACGGCUCCUGUGGUGGGGCCCGCGCAUCGUGUCAGCGUCGGGGCUCACUCUUACGACUACGUGGCGUACCCGAAGUACGAAUUCGAGUAUGGGGUGUCUGACGGUCACACAGGGGACCACCACUCCCAGAAGGAGCACCGCGACGGAGACGUCGUGACUGGCGAGUACUCGCUCAAGGAGGCGGACGGCAGCGUGCGCACCGUCAAGUACCACGCCGACAAGUCCGGCUUCUACCCCGUCGUGCACCACUCGCACCACGGACAUGCCGCAGAAUCUGCGAUAGGAACAUCUGUCGGUGCAGGAAAUGGCUUGGGGUAUUACUAAAAUUCUAAACUUCUUCGUAGGAGAAUAUCAUUGAAGAAACCACCUUCAGCCCCAACCAUUUCGCAUACCAAUCGCAACAACGUGUCUGCAUAUCAGCAUUGU